Messenger RNA from Tilletiopsis washingtonensis, 228 nucleotides. RefSeq lists its product as hypothetical. The annotation marks the transcript as partial. Lineage: Eukaryota; Fungi; Basidiomycota; Exobasidiomycetes; Entylomatales. The transcript has 3 exons. The record is from RefSeq and is a predicted model, not a curated record.
CUGGCGUUGCCGGCGCCCGGCGAUGCUGCCGAGCGCACGACGGACAUCCAGGUCGGCGGGCCAAACGUGGCGCUGGACCACCUCGGACCGGUCGUGGUCAACGUCGAUGGUACCCUGAGCCGCAUCGGCAACUGGCAGGAGCUCUCGUCGUUCGAGAAGGCCACGUCGAAGCGCCUCCUGACGAAGCGCAACGCGGAGCGUCUGGCGGCGCUCAAGGCGAAGGAGGAC